Messenger RNA from Cladocopium goreaui, 1164 nucleotides. The record is from the annotation of a GenBank genome assembly. Lineage: Eukaryota; Dinophyceae; Suessiales; Symbiodiniaceae.
AUGGCGAAAGCCGACGGACUUCAGGAUGAACUGUGCGAAGUGGAAGACUUGGAGGUGAGGCUCUUGCAGACGCUGGGCGAGUCUUCCACCAUGACCAAGACUCAGCUGUUGCAACCACCAGCGCAAGAUGCGACUGCUGCGCCAGCCACGCCUGCGACGGAAACACCGGCCAUUGCGACGAACGAUGCUUGCAAGUUCAAUCCCAGUUGGUCCGGCUGUGUGUCUCGGUGGUGGAUGGACUCCAUGGACUCCAAAACUGGGGGCUUUAGCAGCAGCAAAGCACCAUGUUUCUGCCGCAGUGACCCCAACAACCUCACCCUCCGGUGCAUUCCCCCGGCUGCAAUUGGAAUGGUCAGAGCUAUUUUGGUGGCUGGUGCGAAGGUGGAUAUGGUGGUCAUGGCUCCCAUGGUUUUCCUCUUGUCGCUGCUGUGGACCGCCUCUGCCGUCCGUCCGGCCGUGGAAAGCCUGGGACCUUUGCACCAAGCGGCCGCCAAGGGACAGGCGACGGCCAUCGAGGUGUUGGUGGAAGAUGGAGAGGAUGUGAACGGGAAAGACAGCGAGGGAAGGACACCCUUGUGGCAGGCAGUGUCACAUCAGCAGCUUUUGGCGACUGAGAAACUUCUGGAGCUGGGGGCGACUGACUUAGAUCAGGAAUGGAUGAAGAAGACUCUCUUGGGCGUGGCAUGCUAUGAAGGAUACCCCGUGGCCAAGUUGGUGGAAACGCUUCUUGAGCACAAGGCAGAUGUCAAUAAGGCUGAUGGAUAUGGUAAAACUCCAUUGUCCUACGCCAAAAGUCGUGGAGCGUACCAAAUCGAAGAGGCCACAGCUCCAUUGAACUGGGCUGAAGGAGAUGCUGAAGCCGCGCACGCGGCGCAGGUGGCAGCGGCUGCUUGGAGCGCGGCUGCCUCGGCUGCGCAAGCGGCGCGGGAGAACUCCAAUUGCUUCGGGGAUGGUUCGUUGUCGCAGAACCUGGGAUGUCCUUACCACGUCUUGUGGGGCACCUGUGUUGUGACUGCGGGCUGCAACUGGCAUGGAGAAAGUGCCCUGGGUGGCUGGUGCACCGGUGGUACGCAAUGCACCUAUCAACCAGUGCCAACUGGUUGCAUGGUGACCCCUGGCUGCCGAUGGCAACCGGCCACGGCACCCCUGAUGGUGCCCAUGUGA